This is a messenger RNA of Hyalella azteca, 4251 nucleotides long. RefSeq lists its product as uncharacterized. Gene Ontology annotation, cellular component: clathrin coat of trans-Golgi network vesicle. The coding region runs from base 46 to 3111 and encodes 1021 amino acids. The transcript is spliced from 6 exons. Gene Ontology annotation, molecular function: protein binding. Lineage: Eukaryota; Metazoa; Arthropoda; Malacostraca; Amphipoda; Hyalellidae. The record is from RefSeq and is a predicted model, not a curated record.
AGUGUUUAUACAUGUUCUUGAGCAGUUUAUCAAUAAUCUAAAAAAAUGGAUUGUAAUUCAUUGCCUACUAAGCAAAAGAAGACUCGUUAUAUUGUUCUUCCUGCUUGGUUGAAGAAUGCAAUCUCUACUAAGCAGUCAGAAGCUUCCAGUUCUCCAAUAAUGUCUUGUGUCACAGAAAUUUAUGGAAGAGCUUUAGGUCUUGUUGAGUGUUCUCAUUCCAAUUCUUCCAAUAACAAUUUUAAUAAAUCUCCAAUCACUGAUGAUGGAAAUAAAUCAAACAAUGGCGAGACAACAGAAUGGGUAGACACAAAUAGAGUUUCUCUGCUACUAUUACGUACUGGUCUUCAUGCAAAUGUUCUUGCCAUACUCUGGGAACUUGUGAACUGCAGCAGAACUGGUCAGCUCUCUAGGAAUGAGUGUGCUGGCUUGUUGGCUCUCAUUGCCUUGGUGCAGUCUGGCCAGCACCUAGUGUCAGCUGAAGUACUUGAAAAGCUACAAGAGCCAGUGGUACCUGUACUAGAUCACCCAGCUUUAAUACCAUUUAUUCAGCAAUUUCAACAGCUCAAGCUUCAACAACAAAAAAUUCAGCAAGAUUUAAAACAAUUGCAGGAACAGCAGCAACAGCCAUUCAUUUUCCAAGAUCCAUCCAAAAUAUAUCACAAAAAUACUCUUCAUAGCACUGCUAUGCAGUCUGUGAACUGGCUUGCUCCUGAAGGCACAGCUUGUACAGCUGUGGCUUCCAGCAAUGCCAAUGAUGUUGAUGAUUUUGAUGACUUUGUUGGGGCACCUCCUCUGAACAAAUCUGCUAUCAUUGCUACAGGCAUUAAACCCAUGGCUGGUGUGCAGCAGAGUGGAUCAUUUCUACCUCAAGUUACUCAGCCACAGCAUACAGUGAUAACUCAAGCUUCCAAUUUCUUUUCCCCUCAAAUCAGUCAAGCUCAACGUUAUUCUACUACUCUUGCCAUGAACUCGUAUGUUCAAGGACCAUUAUUGCCAUCAGUCACUGUCCAGACUAAAAGUUUCCCAUUAGGUGUUGAUAAAUGCAUGAAUUUGCCUCAUGUGGGAUGCUCUCCAAAAAAUUCUCCAAGCCAAAGUUAUGACAAUUCAGCUGAAGAUGAUUUUGAUGAUUUUCAAAGUGCAACUUCUGAAACCCCUGGUAUGCUGUCCUCAGAUGGGUCACCUCGUAGUAUUCAUCAGACUCUUAAUGUUCCUGUUACAAUUCCUAGUACAAGCAAUACUAAAUGUGAAUUAGAAUAUGGAAAUGCAACUUUUACUGGAGCUGAAAAGCAAACAAGCUCAUUGACAGACCAGUUUGCUAAUUUUUCCAUUUUCAAUGCUACGCAGUCUUGCAAGAAAGAUAGCAUUAAUACAAGUUCACAACUUCUCAAGCCUGAUAAAUUGACUUCCAACUCAACUGAAGAUAGAUAUGCUGCACUGCGAAUCAUGGAUUUUGAAGAUGACACUUCUAUAAAUAACCAGUCUGCCAGUUCAUCUAAUGUUCUCAAGAAUUCUAUUGCUGAUGACUCAUUUGGGGAGUUCUGCUCUGCAAACAAGUCUUUUACUGAUGAUAAUUUUGGAGAUUUCACAUGUGUUACUUUGCCAGCUCCAACCAAUACAGUCUGUACUUUUGCUCCCAAUUUUGAUGCUGGUUUUUCCAACAUGACUCUCCCAACUAGUGCCCAACCAGAUAUCAUAAAAUCAAAUACAACCAGCAACAAAGCAGCAGAAGUAACAAGCAUAGUGAAGGGUUCUACCAGGGACCCUUGUUCACAGUCCACAGCAGGUGUCAAAUAUCCUUCAGUUUCUCUAUUGUCUACUGGCUCUUCAUCUUUGAUCCGGUCACAAAAUUUACCCAACACUGAUAGUUCCACUAUCAGAAAUCUAGAAAAAAAUACAUCAUCUGGACCAUCCGACUGGAGUGAUAUAUUUGGGGUUCUUCAUGACAAGCCACAAAGCACUUCUUCAUCAAAAUAUUGUGAAGACCUUCCCCUUCCAACAGAAUCUUCUCUUACCUUUGCAGGCUUCACUGAAGAACCCCCUUCAUUCCCCAAAACUGCUUGUGAUGAAUUUGGAGACUUUGUACUGGCUGAUGGGGGUGAUUUGCCACAGCAAGUAUUGAAUGCAAACUUCCACAAUCAUGGCGAGGCUCAUGAGCUAUCUGGUUCUCCUCAUGCCCCUGUUUUCCUCACGUCUCAUGACAAUCUCAACUUCUGUGCAUCACAUCCUGAGGAAAACGUCACCAAAAAACCUUCUCACGUUUUUACCGCUUUUGAGCACCAUUCUGAUGCUGCGCCUUCUCCAAUAGAAAUGAGCAGCAGCUGCCAGCAACCUCCUCCCAUAUCUUCCUCGACAGUUGGCCUGGGCCAGCUAAAUAUGCAGAAAGACCUGUCUCCUGCUGCUGACGUUGGCAUUGGAGGAAAAUUUGACUCAGUGGAGCCAAAUAUUCUUUCCAACUCCAACAUAAAUGAACCUGGCAGUAUAAAAUAUCCUAAUGAUGCUCAUGGAAUUGAUAGAUACCAGAGUCUGAGAGAGGACAGCGAGUUCCUUGCUGGAAGUAAAGGCUGUGGCGCUGAUGGAGUCGACGCGGCCGCCGAGUGUUGGAAGCGCUGCCUGCAGGGGUGCCACCAGCUCCUGACCAAUGCAUUUGAUGCACUGCAGCCUCUGGGGUGUCUGGACUCAGCGUCAACAAACUCCUCUAGCACGAGUGGUCAUGAGGAACUUGAGCCGCCCAUGGACUGGAAGAGGAUUGCAUCCACAACUCAAAUGAAAGAGUUCAUAGCAGGCGUGAAGGAGGUGGCGGAGGUGACCAGGAGGCUGCGGUCGGCCGCGCGCCGCUUGCCGUGCCACCAACUGACGGCGACACUCGACGCCUGCGCGCUGCUCUGCUCCCAGCUCUCCACCCUGCUACAACCUCUCCAGGUGGAUAACUUACUGAGCGAGGAGGACGUGCCAAGCAGCCCUUCGUCAUGUUCCAUUUGCCUGACGAGCCUCGUCACCUCGUCUGCGGCGUCCUUCAGUCUCGCGUACGGCGGCAACGAAUACCACUCGGGCUGUGCGAACCUCUGGCUCAAUUGCGUAGACUUGAUGCUGCCUUCGAUUUCUCCUGCUUAACCCCUUCAGUUCUAGGCUUAGGAAUAUAUAUGUAUGUAUAUAUUUAUUUAUUUCAUUAUAUAAACCUUGUCAUGAGCGGUUUGCUACAUGAACAACUGGUUGUCAAGUAUGAAAAUUUUAGUGUAGGAAUGGAGCACAAACAACGUGAUGGAUUUAAGGGCGUUGGCUGUGCUUUUCAUCCUCGACCACUUGACAGCGGAUGUAAUUCCCAUCACAAUUUUCAUUUCCCUCUUCACUUUUGUCUAGUCUUCAGAGGCAAUAACGCGAGCUAAUAAUGAGAAACAUAUUUAUUAAGUAAAGGUAAUUUUUGUGUAACAUGUAUAUAGUUGAUUAUUUUAACAAGAGACCUUAAUAGUAGGAUAUCAGUUGUCAAACGAGUGUAAUAUGUUGUAGAAUGUUGAUAUUUAUUGUGAGUUUUGUGACGUAAUGAAACAUUCAUAGUCACGUAUCAGCUGUUCCCUUAGCUGGACACGAUUCCUGUUCUCUUCUCACAGUCCCCAGCAUUAAUAUUUUCCUCACUCACACCACUUACGUCACUUUUUGCAAUAAGUUAAGGGUUUCAACUACUUAAUUCCUGUUAUUUUCUUACUCAGGAAAUUUUUAGCGGUUUAUGCAAUUUCCUAUUAUUUUAUUAAUGUUCUUUGUAACUUCCUAAAUUUUAGAUCCCCUCAAUAUUCGUUUGUGAUGAAGCGUUAAAAGUUUGGUGAAAUCUUAUAUUGGAUUUAUGUGUUGAACUGUACUUUGGCGUUUGAUGAUUCUUUAGACUGACGUCAUUCAGAUAUUGAGCUCCGGGAUUCUUCAUGCUGAUAAGAUGUUGCUUGGCACCUCGUGUAGUCAUCGCAUUUUUUCACCUCUUGCAAUAUUAUAAAUCUUUAUUCCCAUUUCUUAUAUUUCUUUAUUCCCAUACUUACACUCGCUUCUUCACGGCUUCUAAAAUUCUUGGCUCUAACACAAAUGUCUAACCUCAAUUGUGGAACUUGUCUUUGCCGAAUUUAAAACUUAGAAGCGAAUUUUGACCAUAUAUUUGCCUGCCGCUAGGUAGCUAAUAUUAGCAUAAUGUAUCAUUGAAGGAGCUAAUCUGCGCACUGCAGUAAGCUGAGUGUAAUUAAAAAUCUUAUUUUCAUUUUUUAGGGGUUCAAU